UGUGUCAUGUUAGUAUAUCCGUGAAGGGUGACUGUCUUCCAUAUUAACCGAGGUUUGGGUAAAGAUAGUUAUUUUUUAAGACUUUUUAAUUCAUUUUUUAAAUUGACGUAAAAAAAUCUAGUUAUUAUCUCCGCCCGGUUUCUUUAAGUGUAGCAAAGCGGUGAGCCCCUUUGUCAAUCAUAGGACUACUGUGCGUGGCCACUCCCCUUCCUGCAGCGAGAUGGGGAGAACAGACGAGGAGCGUCGGCAAGGAAACGGAUGAAAAUCUGAGCGAAAAUAAGUGAUGACAUUUAACAGGAAGAAAAAUGGGAUAACGAGUCGAAACGAACAAUAAACCACCCGGGAUCCCCAAAAGGAGCGGGAUAAAGGGGCAUCGCAAAGAAAACGAACUGAUACAGUUGGGCUGGCAGUUGGGCCUCUAGCGAUGGUGGAACCAGUGGGGUUUGUGGAGGCCUGGAAGGCCCAGUUCCCAGAGUCUGACCCCCCCAAGAUGGAGCUGAAUUCGGUGGGGAGCAUCGAGCAGGAACUGGAGCGGUGCAAGGCCUCCAUCCGGCUCCUGGAGGUGGAGGUGAACAAGGAGCGCUUUCGGAUGAUCUACCUGCAGACGCUGCUGGCCAAGGAGCGUAAGAGCUACGACCGUCAGAGAUGGGGGUUCCGGAGGGUGUCCCACACGGGCGACCCCGUCCAGCAGACCCCGCCCCACAUGCAGGACCAAGCCCUGGGAGACUGGGGAAAACAGAGGCCUGCACCUGCCAGGAAACACUCUUAUCACGGUGAAGGGGUGGAGCCCCCUACUGGAGGGGAGGUGCUACUGCACAGGGAGUUGGGCGAGGCAGAUGGGGCAUCGCCGUCCAAACAGAGGGGUGGCGUCCCCUCCUCACGAAGGCCCCCUGACAAAGACACGCCCCCUACAGACCCCUCGUCGAAAGAUCGGCCGGGCAUGGGCCUGGGCGUGGCCGCGCUGAGGUCCAACUUCGAGCGGAUCAAAAGGGCCAACUCGCACUCCUCAGGGGAGGGGAAGGCUGGGCUGGAGUACCACCACGAGCGGGGCGUGGUCCGCGGGAGCGACCGGGACGCCAGCACCCAGAUCGAGCGCAAGCGUUCCAUGCACUCGCUGCCCGGAAACCUGGCCACCGUCGCCACGGCGACGACCGCCAUGACGACGGGGGACCUCCUCCUCCGCAGGCCUGUCCACAGGGGUCGGUCGGUGGAGAGCCACGAGGACGGCGACGGGCCCCCGCCAAGGUUUCCCAGGGACGCCGCCGGCACCGCCAGACCCAACGGCGGCAAGCAGCCGCACGCGCCCCCCCCUCCCUGGCAGCCGUCCGACUUCCCGCCGUACACCAGCGUGUACGUGGGUGGGGUCGGGGACGGGGGCGGGCUGGCCUGGGCGCGCCGGGCGUACUCUCCGGGGAGCCUGGAGGACGGGGUCGGCGGCGGCGGGGGCGGCUACACGCCCGACUGCAGCUCGAACGAGAACCUGACGUCCAGCGAGGACGACUUCUCGUCCGGGCAGUCGAGCCGCGUGUCGCCGAGCCCUACGGCCUACCGCGGCGGGGCCUUCCCGCGCGAGGAGAAGAGCCGCUCCCCCUCCCAGAACUCCCACCAGUCGCUGGACAGCAGCAGCCCGCCCACGCCGCAGGGCCAGCGCCGCCACCGGGGGGCGCCGCACGUGCUCGUGCCGGGCCCCGAGGCCGGCCUGCCGGGAGGGAGCAGCAGGAAGUCCGUCCACGUCUGGGCCGGCGACGCGGACAGGGCCCUGCGUGACAACAGUUACCACGGAGACCUGGACGGGCCGCUGGGGGGGACUCCUCCUCCGUACGGGUACGACGCGGAGCGGGCGGAGGAGCAGCGCCGUUUCCAUGACAUGAUGCCGUACAUCGACGACUCGCCGUGCUCCUCCCCCCGCCUCAGCUCCCGCAGCCGCAGCAGCCGCGACACGCUCUCCUCGGGGUCCCUGGAGUCCGCCAAAUCCGCGGAGCUGGACCUGGAGAAGGGUUUGGAGAUGAGGAAGUGGGUGUUAUCUGGGAUCCUGGCCAGCGAGGAGACCUACCUCAGCCAUUUGGAGGCGCUGUUACUGCCCAUGAAGCCUUUGAGAGCCGCUGCCAGCACCUCCCAGCCGGUGCUCUCUCUCUCCCAGAUCGACACCAUCUUCUACAAAGUGCCUGAGCUCUACGACGUCCACAAGGAGUUCUACGACGGCCUCCUGCCCAGGGUGCAGCAGUGGAACCACCACCAGUGUGUGGGCGACCUUUUCCACAAGCUGGCCAGCCAGCUCGGCCUGUACCGGGCCUUCGUGGACAACUACAAGGUUGCCGUGGAGACGGCGGAGAAGUGUUGCCAGGCCAAUGUGCAGUUCGCCGAAAUCUCUGAGAACCUGAAGGUCAGGCCGACUAAAGACUGCAAAGAGCAGCCGACCAAGACCACGCUAGAGACUCUGCUGUAUAAGCCAGUGGACAGAGUGACGCGGAGCACGCUGGUUCUGCACGACCUCCUGAAACACACUCCCUCCAGCCACCCGGACCACACCCUCCUGCAGGACACCCUCCGCAUCUCCCAGAACUUCCUGUCCAGCAUCAACGAGGAGAACACGCCGCACCGGCAGACCAGGAAGGGGGAGAGCAGGCAGCUGCUGAAGGACAGCUUCAUGGUGGAGCUGGUGGAAGGAGCUCGCAAACUGCGCCACAUCUUCCUGUUUAACGACCUGCUGCUCUGCACCAAGCUGAAGAAACAGACUGCAGGGAAGACCCUGCAGUAUGACAGCAAGUGGUAUAUCCCGCUCUGUGACCUCACCUUCCAGGCGGGGGAGGAGACAGACGCUCCGCCCAUCCCCCAGGUCCCAGACGAGGAGAUCGACGGCAUGAAAGCGAAGAUCUCCCACUUGAAGGCUGAGAUUCAGAGAGAGAAGGCGGCUAGCAAAGGGGUGAAGGCGGUUGAAAGGAUGAAGAAGAAGCUCUCGGAGCAGGAGUCCCUCCUGCUGCUGUCUUCCCCACACAUGGCCCUGAGGGUACACAGCAGGAGCGGCAAGAGCUACGCGUUCCUGAUCUCCUCGGACUACGAGCGCGCGGAGUGGAGGGAGACCAUCCAGGAGCAGCAGAAGAAGUGUUUUAAGAGCGCCACGCUGAGCUCGCUGGAGCUGCAGAUGCUGACCAGCUCCUGUGUGAAACAGCAGGCUGUGCACCCUAUUCCCCUGAGCAUCUACAGAGAGGAUUCGGAGUCUCCUGGACUGUACGGCUUCCUGAACGUGAUCGUCCACUCUGCCUCCGGACUCAAGCAGAGCCUGAACCUGUACUGCGCCUUGGAGGUGGACUCGUUCGGCUACUUCACCAACAAAGCCAAGACCCGGGUGUACCGGUACACCACCGAGCCCAGCUGGAACGAGGAGUUUGAGAUCGAGCUGGAGGGCUCCCAGAUCCUCAGGCUGCUCUGCUACGAGAAGAACUACAGCAGAACCAAGCUGAAUAAGGAGGACGGGGAGAGCACAGACCGCAUUAUGGCCAAAGGGCUGAUCCAGCUGGAUCCGCAGACGCUGCAGGGUAAAGACUGGCAGAGGACGGUCAUCGCCAUGAACGGGAUCGAGGUGAAGAUCUCCAUGAAGUUCACCAGCCGCGAGCUGAGCCCGAAGAGGCGGUCGUCGGAGAAACCGAUGGGCGUGUUCGGCGUGAAGAUCUCCGCGGUAACCAAGCGCGAGCGCUCCAAGGUCCCCUACAUCGUGCGGCAGUGUCUGGAGGAGAUAGAGAGGCGGGGCCUGGAAGAAGUGGGCAUCUACCGUGUUUCUGGCGUAGCCACCGACAUUCAGGUCCUGAAGGCUGCCUUCGAUGCCAAUAAUAAGGACGUGUCGGUGCUGAUGAGCGAGAUGGACGUGAACGCCAUCGCCGGGACACUCAAGCUGUACUUCCGCGAGCUUCCGGAACCCCUGUUCACCGACGAGCUGUACGCCAACUUCGCCGGCGGCAUCGCUCUGUCGGACAGCGUGGCGAAGGAGAGCUGCAUGCUGAACCUGCUGCUGUCCCUGCCAGAGCCCAACCUGCUCACCUUCCUGUUCCUGCUGGACCACCUGAAGAGGGUGGCUGAGAAGGAGUGCAUCAACAAAAUGUCCCUCCACAACCUGGCAACGGUGUUUGGGCCUACCCUGCUCCGCCCCUCGGAGAAGGACAGCAAGAUCCCCACCAAUCCCACGCAGCCCAUCAGCAUGGGUGACAGCUGGUCCCUGGAGGUCAUGUCACAGGUUCAGGUUCUGCUGUACUUCCUACAACUUGAGACAAUCCCCACCCCUGACAGUAAACGACAGAGCAUCCUCUUCUCCACAGAGGUGUAGACACAUUCUUUUGUGUGAGACUUUUUUUUAGUCAAGGACACUGGAGAGAGAGAGAGAAAAAAGGAAGAGAACGAGAAAGAGAGGGAGAGGGCCUGGAGUGGAACCUUUCUGCGGAUGAAUGGCAGUUUCACUGGACCUCAGCUGCGGGAGCACAGCCCUGUCAGGAUUGCAACACAAUAUAAAGACAUGAAGAAGAACUACAUCCCUGAAAUCAUAUUUAUGAUAACUGUCAUGCCAUUUCAUAGACCAUCGGGUUCUGUCUUGUCUUACGCAGGAUGGCAUAUGCAGAAAUCCAUAUCCUGGGAUUCAUAUCUCAUAUUUCCCCACCAUGCUGCUCUUGCUUGGUUUCACUCUUCAUUCCUAACCUAGAAAAUUAACGGCUCCUCUUGACGGUACCUGAUCCGAUUUUCAGUAAAACUUGACGUUUCCACACGGAUUUCUGUCAACAUCAAUAUUCUACUUCAUAAAACAUUAAACAGAUUGGAUGGUUAAAUUAGACUGCAGAGAUGCUGGCUAGAGUUUGGAAGGUCUCUGAAGAAGAAAAAAAACGUUGCGAUAGAAAAGGAACGAGUCUUAAAACGAAAGGAGUUAGUUCCACUUUUGGUGAAGCUGUGCAGAUUUUUCCACUGCAUGUCCUUCUGGGCUUGUGCCCGUUUAAUAUGUAGGCCAAGGUAGUAGAUUAGGAUCUGCUUCAAUCAUAUUGAUUAUUAUUCCUGAAUCGUUAAAAAUACACAAAAGCAGGAGUGAACCACAUCGUCGUUAUUAUUGUUUCGCAAAUCGCUCCUCAAAAUGUACGCUGUUAUAAGACUUCCUGGGAAAACAUUUUGUAGCCGGGGAGACAAUGACUUGCACAUUUAUGGUAUGUACGUGUUCUGUUGUACAUAAUUUGAAAAUUGUGCAUUUCUAUUUUUUGAGUACGUGGCGUCAUCCUUAUUGUGAAUAACAGUUGAAGACAGUUUGAGACCGUUUAAGCUUGUGUACUGUGUGUUUUCAUUGGUUGGUGGCUCCUCCCACAUUCAGUGCACACGGGUGCUUUUUGUCGUGAUUAUCAGGGCCCUUCGGGUGUCACUCUGCUCAGAUCUUCCAGGGAUUACUGUCGCCUGCGCAUUGGAAUAAGCUAUGGAAAUCUGGAGGGAGCGAGGGAGAGAAUGAGAGCGAGAAAGCGAGAGAACGAGAGAGGGCGAGAAAGAGGGAGAGAGGGGGUAAACUUAGUUGCAUGUCAUUAUUUAUUUUUCAUUUAAUCAGAAGACGACUAUAUUAGAAUGGUUAAAAUGGUUAUUUAUGCAUCUCUAACAUGCAGGCAUGUUAAGUAGUAUUUUUUUAUGUUUACAUUAUUAUUAUUAUUAUUUUAUUAUUAAGGUAUGACCCACAGACGUCCUGAAUUUAUGUGACCCAUGGAAAUGAAGUUUUAUUUAUGGAGGGUGAUGUUUAUCAAUACCAAUGGUGAGCAGAACAAAAUGGCGAAUUCCCUACAACAAUGAAUAACGCUUCACCAUUACUCACCGUUAUAUGGUCACAUGCCACAGAACCGCGACUACUGGUUGUAGCCUAAUGAUCGGUGAAUACCAUAGAAUAGUGAAUACGGUUUGUGAAUUUAUCGAAGCUGCACGGUGUCUGCGCAGGGGACUAAAUAUACUGUAGGAACCCAAUGCCGGUAGGACACUGGCAACCCUGCAAUCCGGGAUAUUUCCAUCUUGGUUCCUUCUGGUAUUUUUCCCCUUCUGAUCGUUCAUUUCGCGGUCAAACCAUCCCGUCCACACACACACCCCCACCCUCCCUUGUGGAUCAUUUGAAUUCACUUUGUUUUCUUUUGAUAUGCACCCCAACCAUCAAGAUGGCGCUCAGAGACAGAUAAGCACUGAGCCCGGCUCUGGCUCUCUCCACCCAUCUGAGAUGGAGGCUGUUCUGUUCGGAAUGUUCGGGCCCCAGUGGAUUGCCCAGCUUCAGCGAUAUUUGGGGACGUUUCUCUUUCCUUCGCUGGUGCCACGCUCAUCGACCUCAUUCUGGCUGCCCACUGUGGUGACGUGCCGCUCCACAAGAGUGAGGUCAUUUCCUGUUAAUGUACCGUACUGCUCGCCUGAGCGGCUGAUUAAGACGCACGUUAAGAAGUAGGAUGAUAGAGUAUUGAAUGUCCUAGCAAGGUCACAGAGGGAAUGUUUAUUGGUCAUUUACUGAUAAUCAAAAGUUUUUAAUGUUAAGAUAUUAUAAUAAUGAUAUAUGGAAGAGUUAGAGUAACUUGGAUGAAUGGGAGGGUGCUGAGGUUGCAGACCUGUGUGGGUGGGUCCUGCACAGAUCUGUGAUCUGUGCGAGUAGGAGACCUGGCACAAAUACGUAUUCGUUUUGGAUUCAAAUACUUGUCUGCGCUCUAUUGAUCUUGCCUGGUGUAACUGACCCUCCAAUAUGACCAGAAGGCGGGGUUUGCACUUUCUGAGAGUAUUCCAUUGGUUUCAAUACGCCAGACGAGAUCAGUGACGUGUAGAAAAAGAAUUUGAAUCCAAAACGAAUGCGUAUUUGACCCGGGUCUGGUGAGCAGGCCGUGUGCUGCCGCGGUCCGGUUAUCCUCUCUCCCGCUCCGUACCGGCAGUCACCGGUCACUCUCAGACGUCUUGCUUUAUGUACUAGCCGUGCCAGCGAACAGAUUUAGCCGUUCUCAUCCCCCCCCCCCCUCCCCCCGUCUAUCUCCAUUGUCGUAUGUUAUUCUCAUCGGGUAGCUCUUUAAAGGGAUUCUGUACAGGGAAGAGGGGGAGAAUGAAAAGGGAGAUGUGUGGAACACGUUUGUAGCCUCUGUUUGUACACGAGCUGUUAAAUAAAAACUCCUGUAUGUA
Messenger RNA from Anguilla anguilla (European eel), 7143 nucleotides. RefSeq names its product BCR activator of RhoGEF and GTPase (gene bcr). NCBI's taxonomy places the organism in Eukaryota, Metazoa, Chordata, Actinopteri, Anguilliformes, Anguillidae. Gene Ontology annotation, cellular component: membrane. Bases 425 to 4318 code for a protein of 1297 amino acids. Gene Ontology annotation, molecular function: guanyl-nucleotide exchange factor activity; protein serine/threonine kinase activity; GTPase activator activity. The transcript is spliced from 24 exons. The record is from RefSeq and is a predicted model, not a curated record. Gene Ontology annotation, biological process: intracellular signal transduction; protein phosphorylation; positive regulation of GTPase activity.